GGCUUGUAUCAAGUCGUAAUCACCGCAGUUUUCCAGUAGCAGUUGUUGCUUCUAAUUCGAUUUUUCUAUUUCCGAUUGCUGCACGACUUGCGGUGUUUGGAUUCUCAUAAGAUUUUUGUUUACGUUCUUAUCAGUACAAAUACAGCAGCCUACUGGGUUGAGUAGUUCGCGUGUCCGUUAACACCUAAUUUUCAAGUUCUAGUGCCUGGAUUCAAUCACCUGGAAGUAAAAUCUCGUCCCAAAAUGAUUUCCGCCAGGGCACUGCAUUACGUAUUCAAAAUCGGAAACCGUGCAAAGAAUGCACACUUUUUCCGCGAGAUACUGGGAAUGAAGGUCUUGCGACACGAGGAAUUUACACAAGGUUGCGAUGCAGCAUGCAAUGGACCGUACGAUAACCGAUGGAGUAAGACUAUGAUCGGAUAUGGGCCGGAAUCGAGCCACUUUGUCAUCGAGCUGACCUACAAUUACGGGGUUAAGGAGUACGAGUUGGGAAAUGAUUUUGGUGGAGUUACCAUCAAAUCGACAGAUGUUAUCAAGCGAGCUAAGGAAGCCAACUAUCCGCUCACGAAGGCAAACAAUGGUCAAAGUUUGCUUGUGUCCCCUGAUGGCUACAAGUUUUUCGUGAUCAAUGAGUCACAUGGUUCAGGGGAGGAUCCAGUUAAGAGCGUUAUUCUAAACAUCACAGAUCUAGAGCGUUCGGUGAACUAUUGGCAUAACACAUUGCAAAUGAAACAAAUUUCGAAAAACGAUCGGUUGGCGGAAUUGACUUACAAAGAGAACGGCUUCGUGCUGAUUCUACAGAAGCUUGAAGGAGCUCUGAAUCGGGCCAAAGCGUACGGCAGAAUUGCUUUUGCUGUACCGUUUGAUAUGCAGCCGAAAAUAGAUGAAACCAUCAAGAAAACGGGAGACACCAUUUUGACCCCCUUGAUUUCACUGGACACUCCCGGCAAGGCCACGGUUAGGGUUAUCAUUCUCGCUGAUCCAGACGGUCACGAGAUUUGCUUUGUGGACGAAGAAGGCUUCACUCAAUUAUCCCAGGUGGACCCGGUCAGCGACGGUGAGCUUGAUAAAUACAUUCAAAAAGACCCAUUCCAAGACAAAUGAUAAAUUGUUUUAUUGUUAAAUACAAUACACUAAUUUUA
This is a messenger RNA of Uranotaenia lowii, 1142 nucleotides long. RefSeq names its product glyoxalase domain-containing protein 4. The coding region runs from base 244 to 1104 and encodes 286 amino acids. Lineage: Eukaryota; Metazoa; Arthropoda; Insecta; Diptera; Culicidae. The transcript has 3 exons. The record is from RefSeq and is a predicted model, not a curated record.